AUGCCGCGCCACAACGUCGCGCUGCACCUCCCUGCGCCUCUGCCCGCGCCGCCCAUCGACCCCCGCCCGUCCCCAUCGCCCCUACAACAGGUCGUCCAGUCCACCCUUCAAACCACCGAUUACGACCUCGUCUCUCUUCCCCUCUCCAACCAGAAAUGGCAAGACCGCUGGGAGAAACUGUGUCUGCAUCCCGUCUUUGAUGAGGACGCCAUCUCGCCGGCCGAACUCGACAAGCUAGAGCAGGAGAGGCGCGUCGUCGACCGUGAGGCGGACUUGUGGAGGCGGGAUGGGGGUCUCAAAAGAGAAGAAGUGAACAUUUCGCGUAUUGAAGAAGUGGGAGGUGUUGGAAGUGAAGGGAGAGUGCUCGCGGUGGCGAGUGAGUGGCUGGAAAUGGACAGUGCGGAUGAAGGGAUCAGGUUCGAUUCUGAAUUGGCACUUAAAGCAGAGUAUGCCCAAGCUCUGUACCUCUCUCUCCCUACCCUCAUCAUCCCCGCCCCUUCGCCUUUGAACCGCGCCCAUCUCCCGUCUUAUGCCCGAGCUAUUAUGGGAUUACUGCAGAUGGGCGGUGACAAGGCCGUCACAGAAAUUUCUGUCAGAAUCCCCGUCACUGACCCCAUGGAGCUCAUCAAGGACGUCCAAACCGGCGGUGCAAUCUCUCCUAUCCCGUUCAACCAGCCCCCUCCCGUACAGGCUCAGACGGACAAGAAGCACAAGCGGUUGAGCUCUCUGUCUACUCGUCCGCAGUCGAUGCAGGCCCAGAUGGCACUGUUUGCCAACAAUACCAACCAAGCUCCCAUGCCUGCCCCGAAUGCGGCUGCUGCGAGUCAGAGGAUCACUUCUGGGGCGAGCUCAAUGAUGUCAGCACCGCUCUCAGUGGCCGGUGCAGCGCUGCAGGCGCCCCCAACGAGGACGGGCACGACGCAGGUAGAGGAGAUGAGCUCAACUUGGGAGAUGUGGGACUGUAUUAGGACAAUCUGCGGGUACCACCCUCGACUGAGUGUCACUUUGGAUCUGACCAACCCUCUUCCUCCGAGCGUUGGCGCGCUUGCCCGAUGGAUCGCCGAGCCAGUUAGACAUGUUUGGCUGCCCGCUACGAGCUUCAUACCCAACGCCAAAGGCUACCCUGUCUUGAGCAAGGCCACCCAGGCUUUCAUCCGCGGUAUGAGCAAGAAAAACCCCACAUACAUCCUUUCACAGACCACCGCCAAACGUCAUCCUGCAGGCGGUCCCCAUGCGUAUCUUCAAUAUGUACGCCAUAUCACCAACACCCCUCCAGCCCACACCACCCCCCAGUCGACGUCAACUCCCGGCCAUCCCUCUGCCCACAUGGCAUUCCCUUCCAAUGGGGUCGCGGACCUGUACGCGGAUUACACGGAUUACUUGCAAGCCCCGUUGAGACCUUUGGAAGACGAUCUGGCUAGUGAGACGUAUGCUGGGUUUGAGAAGGAUACGGUCAAGUAUGAGAGGUAUGAGAGCGCUAUCACGCAGGCUUUGAUGGACCUGCCCGCCAACAAGAAGCACGUCAUCACGGUCGUGGGUGCAGGGCGAGGACCACUCGUGGACUGCGCUCUACGUGCCCUCCUUCACGCCAGCCGCCAAGCUACCAUCUACGCUGUCGAGAAGAACCCCAGCGCCUUCCUCACUCUCCAAGAACGCAAAGAGCUCGAAUGGAGAGACAAUGUCAACAUUGUCUUUAGCGAUAUGCGCAGCGUUGAUCUGAAAGAAGCGGGAAGCAGGGUGGGAGACGCGGUGGAGCUCUGUGACCUGUUGGUCUCAGAGUUGUUGGGCAGUUUCGGGGACAAUGAAGGGAGUCCAGAGUGUUUGGAUGGUGCUAUGAGAUUGCUGAAGCCUACUGGUAUAUCGAUACCAACCUCAUAUACCGCCCAUAUCGCCCCGAUCUCCACUACGAUCCUUCACCAGGCAACCCACGGCCAAUACACCAAACCCGGCACAUCCGAGACUCCUCACGUCGUGAUGAUGUCGCAGGUUAAUUUGAUAUCAGGCGACAACAACGUUCCCGGCGUAAGCUGGAGAUGUGGGGAGAGAGUACAGCAGUGUUGGCAAUUUGUGCAUCCCAGAAGGGACAUCGCUGUAGAUACCAAAGGAUUACCUCUGACCAACUCGCACAACACUCGCGCGAGUACCCAUACCUUCCACAUCCCCCACGCGUCUACACUACAUGGCCUCGCCGGAUAUUUCGAAGCCCAUCUUUAUGGAGACAUUGGCCUUUCCAUCCAUCCCGACAACGCUCACGUCGUCUCCCCCGACCUCUUCUCCUGGUUCCCCCUCUUCUUCCCACUCAAAGAGCCUUUAUAUCUCCCCAGUGGCAGCGAACUUGUGGUGAAUGUGUGGAGGAUGGGAGACGGGCGAGGGAAAAGGGUUUGGUAUGAGUGGAGUGUGGAGGGAUAUCUGCCUGUCGUACAAGCUGCUGUUUCAGCACCGGGGAGUGCGUCUCUCGGGGGUGGUCAAAGAGCUGCGAGCGGGGCGUCUGGUGUCAUGGGUGGUGGCCAACCGAGUCCAUUGAUGGACGCGCAGUUCUCUCCUGGUCUUGUUGGGAGAAGCACAGGAGGGGUUGGGGAGAUGGGCAGGGUCAAGAUCUCUCAGUCGAGCCUACACAAUGCUGGGGGUGUGCAUUCUUGGGUCAGUCUGUAG
Messenger RNA from Cryptococcus wingfieldii CBS 7118, 2652 nucleotides. RefSeq names its product protein arginine N-methyltransferase 5. Gene Ontology annotation, cellular component: cytosol; nucleus. Bases 1 to 2652 code for a protein of 883 amino acids. NCBI's taxonomy places the organism in Eukaryota, Fungi, Basidiomycota, Tremellomycetes, Tremellales, Cryptococcaceae. The record is from RefSeq and is a predicted model, not a curated record. The transcript has 7 exons. Gene Ontology annotation, biological process: regulation of DNA-templated transcription; peptidyl-arginine N-methylation.